This is a messenger RNA of Oryza brachyantha (malo sina), 1287 nucleotides long. RefSeq names its product protein NEN4. The record is from RefSeq and is a predicted model, not a curated record. Lineage: Eukaryota; Viridiplantae; Streptophyta; Magnoliopsida; Poales; Poaceae. The transcript has a single exon. Gene Ontology annotation, molecular function: 3'-5' exonuclease activity; nucleic acid binding. Bases 213 to 998 code for a protein of 261 amino acids.
GCAUGGAAUAAUCUCAGCAUAUCAUGAAGGCAUUCGUGCUUGCUUGCACUGUUAACUGGAAUAAUAUUCGUCAUCGGAUGAUUGAUAGAUAGGAUAUAUCAUAUCAUAUAUAUAUUGCAGUGCAGUGCAGCAAGAUAUCAGGUAAAGGAAAGGAGAAGUAGAUCGAUCGAGGGUUUAGCUGCAAUUAAACGAAGAACCGAACGUACGUAGACAUGGCGAUGGUGUUCUUCGACGUGGAGACGACGGCGGCGGAUCAUCAUCAGCGGCUGCUGGAGUUCGGCGCCAUCGUGGUGUGCCCCCGCAAGCUGGUGGAGGUGGACAGCUACCACACGCUCAUCCGGCCGGCCGACCUCUCCGCCGUCUCCAAGCGCUUCACCGACGUCGACGUCGCCUCCGCGCCUACCUUCGAGGAGGUGGCCGACAGCAUCUUCGCCAUCCUCCACGGCCGCGUCUGGGCGGGCCACAACAUCCAGCGCUUCGACUGCCACCGCAUCCGGGAGGCCUUCGCCGCCAUCGGCCGCCCGCCGCCGGAGCCCCUCGCGGUGGUCGACUCGCUCAACGUGCUGGCGCAGGACUUUGGGCGGCGCGCCGGCGACCUCAAGAUGGCGACGCUGGCCUCCUACUUCGGCAUUGGCAAGCAGAGGCACAGGAGCCUGGACGACGCCCGCAUGAACCUGGAGGUGCUCAAGCACUGCGCCACCGUGCUGCUGCUCGAGUCCAGCCUUCCUCCGGGCACGCUGCUGGGACUAGGAGGCGCCAUCACGAGGGGGAGGAGGAGGAGCAACGUGCAGGCACCGGCCACCCUGAAGCUGAACCAAGAAACCAUCAGUAGUAACAAGGCAAGUUCUGCAGCUGCUGGUGUGAGGAAGCCGUCGUCGUGCAAGAGGGACAGCGUGGGAAGGAUGGUGGCGCAGAGGCCCAAGGAAGCCACCACGACGACGGCGAAGCCUCAAUGCUUCCACAUGAUCCUCAGGCACUCCAGGACCAUACUCAGAUAGAAUUCCAUAUAUUGCAGCUCAUUAUUGCUCGAUGAUCUAUCUAUCUACUAGGGUGGGGGAAAGAUCGAUCCAUUUGAGUCGUUAUUAUUCAAUCCACUCAACUCGAUUCUUUUCCCGGCCGGGCAUCUCAUCUCACAAGUUUAAUCAUUUCUUCUUCGCUAAUUGCUCAUCUUCUCUGUAGACUGUACUGUACAUAUAUACUUGUAUGAUUAUGAUUUGUAAUUCUAAAGUGUCUGUCGAUUCAUUGAUUCUUUCGUGAUGCAAGUAACCUAACAAACAGCAAGGCAAA